GGAAGGAAGAACAGAAGGACGAAGAGGAGAACGACGACAAGACAGAAAGAGAGAGAGAGAGAGGCAGAGGCAGGCAGGCUGGCAGGAAGGAAGAGAGGAGGGAAUAGAUUUCUCGAUCGCCUCCUCGACAGUAGCCUGUUCGGCCGAGCAAGGCAAAUGCGGGCUGAGCUCCCUCGAACCCAUUAUCACCAGACCUCCGCCAGAGUGUUUUGUUCAAUCCUGGCGGCUUUCCCGCAAACAUCCUGCACUGGGUUGUCUUACUACAGGUUCGCGCUGUACUGGGUGGGUGAAACGCAGGGAGGAAGGAGGGGGAGGAGGGAGGAGGAGGAGGAGGAGGAGGAGGGGGAGGAAAGGUCGCCGAAGCCCUUCGGAGCAACCCUCCACACCAGGGAGUGGAUCGAGAGCUCUCGGGCCCGCGGGCCGAACACGAGACACAAAUCCGGCGGAGGUCUGGGUAACCCCAGCCUGGAAGAGCUUAUAUACACGCUUGAGCUGAACUUUCUCGAGCUCACCCUUAAUAAAAAAUGGGAAAGUCGCAAGGCGAACCACGAACCAGACGCGAGGCGCACACUACUGCGUGAGGCCAUGAAUGUUUCCCAACAGCGCUUUGAUUGAUGUUCCUCUCCUCUGGCGUGGCAAAAGUCGUUCACACGGUACCAUUCGCACUCACUGAUGCCAGAGCACAUCGCAAGCAACAUCUUAUCGCAUCAGCCAGAACGUAACUGCAGACCUUCUCCAGAGCGGGCUGGAGGUAUUGCAGGGAACACAAACGGUCCCCUUUCUAGCUUGUCCA
Prorocentrum cordatum is the source of this 793-nucleotide messenger RNA. NCBI's taxonomy places the organism in Eukaryota, Dinophyceae, Prorocentrales, Prorocentraceae. The record is from the annotation of a GenBank genome assembly.